Messenger RNA from Colletotrichum truncatum, 1578 nucleotides. Its product is annotated as carboxylesterase. The record is from RefSeq and is a predicted model, not a curated record. NCBI's taxonomy places the organism in Eukaryota, Fungi, Ascomycota, Sordariomycetes, Glomerellales, Glomerellaceae.
AUGAAGUCCGAAAUCACCGUCACAUUGGUCUUGGCCUUGUGGACCGCCGUCUGGACACCGGCCGCGGCAUCGCCGUGCUCGCCUUGGCUCACGGUAAACACCACCAACGGCGCCAUCACCGGCCACGCCGCGUCCAACAGCUCAAGCGUGAUCGAAUACCUGGGCAUCCCCUACGCAAAGCCUCCAGUCGGCAACCUACGCUUCGCCGCCCCUGAGAGAUUCUCCGGCGAUGCGCCCUUCGAAGCGUCGUCUUUUGGCUUCGACUGCCCUCUCACACCCUCUCGCAGAGUCGACUACCCCGACAUGACUCCCCAAGCACAGCAAAUCAUCGGCUACUUCGCUUCCGCCGCCGGAACACCCCAAAGUGAAGACUGUCUGACGCUGAACAUCUGGUCGAAGCCCAGCAGGAAAUCGCAUUCCGCACAGAAACCGGUGAUCGUCUUCUUCUACGGCGGCCGCUUCGCAAUCGGGAACACUCAUAGUCCGUUUUACAACGGUAAGUACUUCGCCGAGGCUCAGGACGUGGUGGUUGUGACGGUGAACUACCGCCUCAACAUCUUCGGCUUUCCCGGUGCCCCCGGUGAGCCGCAGAAUCUCGGCCUCCGCGACCAGCGCGCUGCCGUCGAAUGGGUCCGCGACAACAUUGCCGGUUUCGGCGGUGACCCCGGAAAAAUCACCAUUGCUGGACAAUCCUCGGGCGGCGUAGCGGUGGAUUACUGGACGUACGCGUACACCGAGGACCCCAUCGUCAACGGCCUCAUCGCGCCCUCCGGUAACGCCUUCAGUUUCCCGUUAAACAGCCCCGAAGUCCCCGAGCGGAACUGGAACACGGUUGUCGCGGCCGUCAACUGCACUUCCGCCGAGGACGCGAUGGUCUGCAUGCGCGGGAAAUCCUGGGAGGACAUCAAGGCUGCCGCCGCAGCGGUCAGACCGACGUCUAGCAGCAGCGUUCUCCGCGCCAUCCCCCCCUUUUACCCCGUGGUCGACAACGAGAUCGUGUUUUCGGAUUACGUCGCUUUGACCAAAGCUGGCAAGUUUUCCAAAUUGCCGGCAUUGUUCGGGAACAACGACAACGAGGACGGGUACUACAGAAUCCCCGCCUACGGCAACGGGGUCGUCCCAACACCAGAGCAAGUCUCGUCCUUCCUUCUCGAAUCCUUCACGUGCCCCAACUCGUAUCAGGGCGCCGCACGUCUCGCGCAGGGCGUGCCGGUCUGGGUGUACCGGUACCUUGGCGACUGGGAUAACACGCGGUUGUUCCCCACCAGCGGCGCGUACCACGGCGUGGACCUGCACAUGAUCUUCGGGGCGUCGGGGGAUGUCAGCGGUAUUCCGCCGUCAGAAACGCAAAGGCAGCUCACGCGGCUUAUGCAGAGCGCCUGGGCGGCAUUCGCAAAUGACCCGGAAAACGGUCUGAGUGAGGUUUUGGGGUGGCCCAAGUUUGAUCUCAACGGGGAGUCAUUGAUUGUGUUGGGUAAGGGUAAUGAUCCGGAGCCGCAGUUUGUGAAACCAGCGUUGUAUGACGCGCCGUGUUCAACUGUGACUCUGGGAGCUUUGGCUACGUCAGCGCCUGCAUAG